UUUAUAUAUUUACGUAGUUUCGCCUUUCUAAAAGCAAUUGAGUAGGGUUGCUCUUGCGCCGAUCGAUCGAUUGAUCUUUGAUUUUCCCUUCGAUCUGUUAGUGGAGGGUUCCAAUGGAGAGGAUCAGAAGAGCGGCUCAUGCGGGAUCCUGGUACACCGACAACGGCAAGAAACUAGAUGAGGAUCUUGAGAGAUGGCUCCUGGCAACUCACCUGACGAAAUCUCCCGAUGUUAGAGGUGUAAUUGCUCCGCAUGCUGCCUACUCGUAUUCAGGCCGUUGUGCAGCUUUUGCAUUUGCUAACAUCGACCCUGAGAGCAUUGAACGAGUUUUUCUACUUGGUCCGUCGCACCAUUAUUAUACUCCAAGAUGUGCCCUUACAAGAGCUACCAUUUAUAGCACACCUUUGGGAGACUUGCAAGUUGAUACGCAAGUAAAUGAUGAGCUUAAGGCAACAGGAAAGUUUGAGCUUAUGGAUCUUCAUGUAGAUGAGGCAGAGCAUAGCAUGGAAAUGCAUUUACCUUACCUUGCUAAAGUGUUUCAUGGUUAUCCUGUGAAAGUUGUCCCCAUUUUGGUCGGUGCUCUUAACACAGAAAAUGAAGCCAUGUAUGGACAAUUGCUUGCGAAGUAUGUGGAUAAUCCCAAGAAUUUCUUCUCUGUGUCAUCUGAUUUUUGCCACUGGGGCUCUAGGUUCAACUAUACAUACUACGACAAGGAGCAUGGCCCUAUUUAUAAAUUCAUCGAGGCCUUGGACCACCUAGGCAUGGACAUCAUCGAGACGGGAGACACGAAUGCAUUCAAACAAUACCUAAAGGACUACGGCAACACAAUCUGUGGACGCCAUCCUAUCAGCAUCUUCCUCCAUAUGUUGAAGAACUGCUCGGCUAAGAUCAAAAUUGGUUUCGUGCAAUAUGAGCAAUCGAGCCAGUGCAAGAGCGCACGAGAUAGCAGUGUUAGCUAUGCCUCUGCGGCUGCCAAGUUAGAUGACUGAUUUGUCUUUGAUGGCCAGUUAAUGUCGUUAGUCUAAUUUAUGAUAUAUUUACGGCGAAAGGCAUGAAUGUUGCUGCUUCAUGAAGCUAAAUCUAUUCUUGCAGUAUGUCCCUUUCCAUGCUGUGUAAUUCGAUAGUUUUCAUGUUGCUAUCGAAAAACAUAGAUUAAAAGGAUUAGGUUGUCAAUAACUACAAGAGAACACUAAGGAUGAAAGGUGUCGAACAAUCUUAUUGUACAAUCCGUGUAACCUGGAUGUGUACGAUUGUUUCACAAGGAAAGCAGCUUCAUCGAAUGGCUUUUCUUA
Messenger RNA from Zingiber officinale, 1292 nucleotides. RefSeq names its product protein MEMO1-like. The coding region runs from base 114 to 989 and encodes 291 amino acids. The transcript has 8 exons. The record is from RefSeq and is a predicted model, not a curated record. Lineage: Eukaryota; Viridiplantae; Streptophyta; Magnoliopsida; Zingiberales; Zingiberaceae.